AUGGUACUGCAAGAAGGUAGAGUUUCGGGACUAUGUGUUUCAGGAAUGGACACGGGGGUACAUGAGUCCCGAGCACAUGGAGAAAUCGGCGGCGAAGAAGUCGGAUCCAUAAUUGCAAUAGUAAGAGAUGAUAUUAGCAAAAUAGAUGGUUAUGUCGAAAGAAUUAUUCCAGGGUAUUUGCCUGAACAGUUCAAAAGACAUUUCAGAUUAUCAAGGGAGACAUUUGAAUGUAUUUUGAAUCAUUUGGCAAAUUUUCCAACUCUACAAAGAAGACAGCAAACAGGACGAAGGUUACAAACAACUCUAGAAAAAGACCUCAUGAUGCAGCUUUGGUACUUAGGUACGCAGGAAACUGUUCGGUCGAUCUCGGAUAGAUUUGAUGUGCAAGAAUCCACACUGAUACUUCAUAAUAGAAGACUCAUAGAUGUGUUUAGUGAUUUGUGCAAGAAAUUUGUAAAGUGGCCAAACAAUGAAGAAAAACAAGAAAUUAUGUCAGAAUUUGAGGAUUUCAGUGGGUUUCCUGGAUUCAUUGGAGCAUUGAUGGAACUCACAUAUCCAUAA
Messenger RNA from Saccostrea cuccullata (small rock oyster), 561 nucleotides. RefSeq lists its product as uncharacterized. NCBI's taxonomy places the organism in Eukaryota, Metazoa, Mollusca, Bivalvia, Ostreida, Ostreidae. The record is from RefSeq and is a predicted model, not a curated record. Bases 1 to 561 code for a protein of 186 amino acids. The transcript is spliced from 2 exons.